UUAUUUAGGAUCCUAAUUGGUACAGUUUUUUCACAGAAGAAGCAACACUACAAACUGUACUACGCAUCUCUUUCUCUAUAUAACAAAACAUUUACUCUACUGUCACCGUCCGACCAUUGCAGCCACUUAUAUUUUCAUCAAUGAUAUUGUGAUUGCUUCUUAUUCUAAUUUGGAGUUGGCCCAUUUUUUGUGAAUUCAUGUUCAGGUUUUAGCUAUUUCAGUAAUUCAUCCUUUCAAUGCCUCGUUCAUUUUCUUUUUUGUCCUUUUCACUUCAAAAUUUUAUAUCACGUUAUCUUUAAUUCUUUUACUAUAUCUCCAGAGAUGAUUCUGUUUUCUUUUUUCUUUUUUUCUCUUUCUGCCAUACAGAGUUUUCGAGAUCUGAGUACUGUACCAAUUGAUUUAAGUAAUUUCCUAAUUAAAUAAUAAAGCUUACAUAAUCUUUUUUUAAUAUAAAUUACUAAAAUAUUCCAUUCUUACAGAAAAGAAUAAUAUUCUUGAGUUUCUAUAUACAAAAGGUUAAGGGUGUUCAUUCGAUAUUUAAAGAUGCUAUUUAUCCAACAAAAAGAAAAAAAGAAUUAAUAAUAAAAAGUAAAUAAAAGAAAAGAUGAAUGUAGAAAAUUUGAGAAAAACAAAUUAUAGAGAAAAUAUCAUAGGUGAGAUACUUUGAUGGCAAAACUAAGGUGAUGCUUAUUCUGGCCAAGAAAGUCUAGCCACUAAAUCCAAAAUUAAGACAAGCCACAUUAUUAUCCCAUCGAACAAGAACAAAACAAAACACAGAAAGGAGUUGUAUAAAGAAAAAGAAAAAAAAAAGAAAAGAAAAACAAGAGUGACCCACCAUGUUUAAUCCUUUCUAUCUAUUCAUACAUAAAGAAAGGUACCCGUUGGCCAAUGCCUUACCUCACUGCAGUAAACCUAAUUAACCUAGUAUCCAUACCUAGUUCAGCUGUGAGGCACCUAUUCAAAGAAAAAGAAAAGAAAAAGAAAAGCAGAACCGGUUCUUGCCCUAAAGAAGGAGAAGAAGCAUAACAGACAAAAUCUAUAUUCAGUUUUGAUAACAAUUUUAUCAGACAUAACUAUAUAGAAAAAAGAAAAAGAAAAAUAUGGGAAGAGGAAGGGUAGAACUGAAGAGAAUAGAGAACAAAAUAAAUCGACAAGUGACAUUUGCUAAGAGAAGAAAUGGGUUGCUCAAGAAAGCUUAUGAGUUAUCAGUUCUUUGUGAUGCCGAAGUUGCUCUUAUCAUUUUCUCUAACCGUGGCAAGCUUUAUGAAUUCUGCAGCAGCCCUAGUAUGGCUAAGACAAUUGAGAAGUACCAGAGAUGCAGUUAUGGAGCACUGGAGGCCAACCAAUCUGUGCAUGAUACACAGAACAGUUACCAGGAAUACUUGAAGCUAAAAUCAAGAGUGGAGGCUCUACAGCGUUCACAAAGGCAUUUUCUUGGAGAAGAUUUGGGAAAUUUGGGCACAAAGGACCUUGAGCAGCUUGAACACCAGCUUGACUCAUCUUUGAAGCACGUCAGGUUAACAAAGAGCAACUUUAUGCUUGAUCAACUUUCUCAGCUUCAAAGAAAGGAAGAAAUGUUAUUGCAAACCAACAAUGCUUUAAGGAAGAAGUUGGAGGAAACUAAUGCAGCCCUUCAACCGCCAUGGGAAGCUCGGGACGAAAGCAUUCCGUACAACCGUCAGCCUGGUCAGUCAUCCGAGGGUUUCGAUCCCUUGCAAUGCAGUAGCCAUUUUCGGACUGGUGCAGGGGAAACAGAUCCAGUGACUGUUGCAAACACAAGUGAAAAUAUUAAUGGUUUCAUCCCUGACUGGAUGCUUUAAUAUUUGUUGUUGGAAUUUAGAGAAGAUAAAGAAAUUAAUAGAAUCAAUAAGUGAAUAAAAUUAGUAGACACUAAUAUAUAUUUGUUGAUCAUAUUGGCUUCUCGGGGAACUGUAGGUACCCAUAUUUAGUAAUUAAGCUGUCUGUCAAAACAGAUUUCAGUGUUACUGGUGAACCAUGUAUGUUCCUGAAUAAUGAUUCUCAUAAUUAAUGUUGCUUUAACCAUGUA
This is a messenger RNA of Ricinus communis (castor bean), 2047 nucleotides long. Its product is annotated as MADS-box protein EJ2. The record is from RefSeq and is a predicted model, not a curated record. Gene Ontology annotation, cellular component: nucleus. Lineage: Eukaryota; Viridiplantae; Streptophyta; Magnoliopsida; Malpighiales; Euphorbiaceae. Gene Ontology annotation, molecular function: protein dimerization activity; DNA-binding transcription factor activity, RNA polymerase II-specific; RNA polymerase II cis-regulatory region sequence-specific DNA binding. The transcript is spliced from 8 exons. Bases 1101 to 1820 code for a protein of 239 amino acids. Gene Ontology annotation, biological process: positive regulation of transcription by RNA polymerase II.